AUGUUUUUUCUCAAAGACCUCUCGUUAAACUUGACCCUUCAUCCGUCUUACUUCGGCACUCAAAUGGACCAGUACUUGCGAGAUAAACUUCUUCUGGACGUUGAGGGGACGUGCACAGGUCAGUUUGGCUACAUAGUAUGUGUUUUGGAUUGUAUGAACAUUGACGUGGGCCGGGGCAGGAUCAUCCCGGGCUCGGGAAUGGCAGAGUUUGAGGUAAAGUACAGAGCGGUAGUGUGGAAGCCCUUCAAGGGAGAGGUUGUCGACGCUGUGGUGACUACAGUGAACAAGAUGGGAUUUUUUGCCGACGUGGGACCGCUAUCUGUCUUUGUGAGUACACAUUUGAUUCCCUCAGACAUGAAGUUCAACCCUUCUGCCAACCCCCCGGCAUAUGUGAGCCCUGACGAAACUAUAGAGAAGGGCUCUCGUGUGAGAUUGAAGAUUGUCGGUACGAGGACGGAUGUGAAUGAGAUUUAUGCUAUUGGCUCUAUUAAAGAGGACUAUUUGGGGCCCAGUCCGUUGUAA
Messenger RNA from Candidozyma auris, 522 nucleotides. RefSeq names its product DNA-directed RNA polymerase II subunit RPB7 (gene RPB7). Gene Ontology annotation, molecular function: single-stranded RNA binding; translation initiation factor binding; single-stranded DNA binding. Bases 1 to 522 code for a protein of 173 amino acids. The record is from RefSeq and is a predicted model, not a curated record. Gene Ontology annotation, biological process: transcription initiation at RNA polymerase II promoter; positive regulation of nuclear-transcribed mRNA poly(A) tail shortening; positive regulation of translational initiation. The transcript has a single exon. Gene Ontology annotation, cellular component: P-body; RNA polymerase II, core complex. NCBI's taxonomy places the organism in Eukaryota, Fungi, Ascomycota, Pichiomycetes, Serinales, Metschnikowiaceae.